AUGGGUGAGUGCGGGCGGCUCCGAGAGGGCUCCGGGACGGCUCCGCCGGGCUCUCGGCAGAGCCGGGGGAGGGCACCGGGCAGGGGGAGGCGGCGGGAGGUGGUCCGGCCCGGAGGGUCUCGGCCCGCAGCGCCGGGGCCGGCACGACGUGCCCGGCCGGGAGGGCUCCGGGUCCCCCGUUCUCCCCGCUCCUCCCUUCGCUUUCGCUCUGCUCUCUGCUUGCGACUCUUUCUCCCGUUCUCGCUCUUUCGCCUUUUCUCUGUCUUUUUAGUUUUGUUCCGCUCUCCUUUUUUCUGUCCUUUUUUCCCCCUUCUCGUUUCUGUUUUCUCUUUUUCUCUCACGUUUCCCCGUGUCUUUCCCCCCCUUCUUUUUUACUGUCUCUCUGACCUUAUUUUUUCUGUCCCUAUUUCUCCUUUUUCUCUCUGUUUUCCUCUUUUUUUUCCUCCUCUACCUUCUCCUUUCCUCUCUGCUUUUUUCCUCCUUCUCUCUUUCCCUCUCGUUCUCAUUUUCCUUUCCCUUUUUCCCCCCGUUCCCUUUCUUCCCUUCUUCCCUUCCCUUUCUCCCUCCUUCCCUUUUCCUUUCUCCUCCCUUCCCUUUCUUUCCUUCCCUUUUUUUUCCCCCUUUCCCUUUUCCUUUCUCUCCCCGUUUUCCUUUUUCCCCCUCUCUCUCUCCUUCCCGCGGCAGCCCCGUCCCGCUCCCGCUCGCUGUCCGGGCAUCCCGCGGGGACCACAACGCCGCGCCCCCAUCCCAUGCCAUGCCCUGCCAUGCCAUCCGUGCCAUGCCGUGCCGUGCCACGCCACCCCUGCCCUUCCCGCAGAGCACACGUACGGGGAGGUGAACCAGCUGGGCGGCGUGUUCGUGAACGGGCGGCCGCUGCCCAACGCCAUCCGGCUGCGCAUCGUGGAGCUGGCGCAGCUCGGGAUCCGGCCCUGCGACAUCAGCCGCCAGCUCCGCGUGUCCCACGGCUGCGUCAGCAAGAUCCUGGCCCGGUACCACGAGACGGGCUCCAUCCUGCCCGGGGCCAUCGGCGGCAGCAAGCCGCGGGUCACCACCCCCGCCGUGGUCAAGCACAUCCGCGACUACAAGCAGGGCGACCCGGGCAUCUUCGCCUGGGAGAUCCGCGACCGGCUGCUCGCCGACGGCGUGUGCGACAAGUACAACGUGCCCUCGGUCAGCUCCAUCAGCCGCAUCCUGCGCAACAAGAUCGGCGGGCUCGCCCCGCCCGGCCCCCCGCCCGCGCUGCCCUGCGGCCACAUCUACCAGUACCCGUACCCCGGCCCCGCCGCCCCGCCGCCCGCCAAGGCCGCCGGCCACCCGGCCGCGCCCCUCGGGGCACCCCCCGUCGGGCUGCCCCGCUCCUGGCCCUCGGCGCACUCCGUCACCAACAUCCUGGGCAUCCGCACCUUCGUGGAGCAGGCGGGGGCUCUGGCUGGCACGGAAGGGGCUGCCUACCCCCCCAAAAUGGAAGAGUGGCCCAGCGUGAACAGGACGGGCUUCCCCGCCCCGGGCCAGGCGGUCAACGGGCUCGACAAGGCGGCCAUGGAGGGGGACAUCAAAUACCCGCAGCCCGGCCCGGGGCUCUCCUCGAUGGGCACCUUCCUGCCGGCCUGCGCCUACCCCCCCUCCACCCAGCCCGGCGUCUACGGCGGCUCCCCCGGCGGCUACAUCGGCCCGGGCCCCCCCUGGCAGCCGCAGGGGACCCCCCUGGCCCACCACGGCCACGGCGUCACCGUCCACGGCGGCGACCUGCCCGCGGCCAUGGCCUUCAAGCAGCCCGGGAGGGAAGUCGUGGACAGAAAACCCACCAGCCCUGUGGGGAAACCUCCGGACCCUCUAAACACCAUCCAUGGACUCUCUAUCCCAACCUCCUCGUCCUAGAGCCCUGGAGCAGCUGCCGAGAGAGAGGGACUCUUGGAAUAAGCACCUGCAAACUGUAACUGAAGCCUGAAGUGCCAUCGAGCUGUGCCCAGAGCACCACUGCCACCGUGGGGAUGAGGAGACAGCCUGGGCAGCCAGAGGUGACUUUCUCCCGUGGCAAAUCCUGGUCAGGACGUUCCCAGAGGGACACUUUACCUCCACUGGAUUGGAAAGGGGUGACAGACAAGACUCGCUCUUCCUUCUUUGUUUUGUGUUUUUCACCCCUUGCUUUCAGUUGUUCUUUCUCGUCCCCCGUGUCCCCGAAGACUGUUGGAUGCAGUGAGUGCCUCCGUCCCCAGCCACUGCUGGGCCCAUCCCUGGCUCUGUCCCAGCCCAAGGGAGCAAUUCCUGGCUUUCCCACGCCGGAGCAUCCGUGCUGGAGCCCUUUCUCCAUCCACCUUCCAGUGCCUCUGCCCCAGAAUAGGAAUGGACAGAAGUGCCACGACGUUUUAUGAUAUAUUUUUCUAAUAACAAACCUUAAUAAAAAGUG
Messenger RNA from Pseudopipra pipra, 2407 nucleotides. RefSeq names its product paired box 1 (gene PAX1). Gene Ontology annotation, biological process: regulation of transcription by RNA polymerase II; anatomical structure development. The transcript is spliced from 4 exons. The coding region runs from base 1 to 1878 and encodes 625 amino acids. Lineage: Eukaryota; Metazoa; Chordata; Aves; Passeriformes; Pipridae. The record is from RefSeq and is a predicted model, not a curated record. Gene Ontology annotation, molecular function: DNA-binding transcription factor activity, RNA polymerase II-specific; RNA polymerase II cis-regulatory region sequence-specific DNA binding.